Messenger RNA from Myotis brandtii (Brandt's bat), 1830 nucleotides. It is a transcript of the gene CENPN, whose product is annotated as centromere protein N. Lineage: Eukaryota; Metazoa; Chordata; Mammalia; Chiroptera; Vespertilionidae. The record is from RefSeq and is a predicted model, not a curated record. Gene Ontology annotation, biological process: CENP-A containing chromatin assembly; chromosome segregation. Bases 262 to 1281 code for a protein of 339 amino acids. The transcript has 11 exons.
CAACAAGUCAGAUGUCGUGUCUGAGACUAACUGCAUUUAAGCAAUAUUCUCUGCUGAGAAAAACGACGUGAGAGCUCUCCGAGUUUCACUUCUGCCGCUUCCCCCACGCGGCCCCCUGCGAAGGAGAGACAGUCCAAAGUUUGCGCCCCCGGUGGGCGGGGCUCCAGGGCGGCGGGGACUGCCAUUGGUGGCUUUGAAGGCGCAGCGGGCGGGAACAGCUGUAAGAAGUGAGGCGGCUGGCGGUGUGAACGUGCCAAAGAAAUGGAUGAAAUUGUUGCCGAGUUUAUCAAGAGGACCAUCUUGAAAAUCCCAAUGGCUGAAAUGAUGACAAUCCUGAAAGCCUGGGAUUUUUUGUCUGAAAGUCAACUGCAGACCAUAAACUUCCGGAAGAGAAAGGAAUCUCUUGUUCAUGACUUGGUUAUGCUUUGUGAGGAGAAGCCUGCGAAUGUCAAUGAUGCUGCCCUUUUAGACAUUAUUUAUACUCAAUUUCAUCGGCACCAGAAAGUUUGGGAUGUUUUUCAGAUGACUAAAGAACCAGGUGAAGAUAUUGACCUUUUUGAUAUGAAACAAUUCAAAAGUUCAUUUAAGAAAAUUCUUCAGAGAGCAUUAAAAAAUGUAUCAGUCACCUUCAGGGACGCUGAAGAGAAUGCAGUAUGGAUUCGAAUUGCCUGGGGAACACAAUGUAAAAAGCCAAACCAGUACAAACCUACUUACGUGGUGUACUAUUCCCAGACUCCGUAUGCCUUCAUUUCUUCUUCCAGGCUGAGGAGCAGCAUUCCCCUUUUGGGUCAGGCACUGACAGUUGCUAGCAAACACCAUAGGAUUGUGAAAAUGGACUUCAGAAGCCGAUAUCUGGACUCUCUUAAGGCUAUUGUUUUUAAACAGUAUAAUCAGACUUUUGAAACUCACAACGCCACUACACCUCUACAAGAAAGAAACCUUGGGCUAGAUAUAAACAUGGAUUCAAGGAUCAUUCAUGAAAACAUAAUAGAAAAAGACAGAGUACAAAGAGUGACUCAAGACAUUUUCGGAGACUAUCCUCAACCAAGACUAGAAUUUGCACAGUAUAAGCUUGAAACAAAAUUCAAAAGUGACGUAAAUAGGGGCAUCUUGGCUGAAAGAAAAGAACCUCUCCGGUGCCUAGUAAAGUUCUCUAGCCCGAAUCUUCUGGAAGCAUUGAAAUCCUUAGCACCAGCAGGUAUUGCAGAUGCACCACUUUCUCCAUUGCUCACUUGCAUACCCCAAAAAAGAAUGAAUUAUUUUAAAAUUAAAGAUAAAUAAGACAUAUAUGGUUUGUAAGCAUCACAUCUCCCUGACUAUAUUGCAUACAUGUUUCACUUCAUGGCUAGCUAUUUUAAACAUGAACCCUUAAUAUUGACAAUUUUAAAAUGUUCAAUAUAAUUGUUGGGAAUGAUUAUUUCCUCUUCCACUGUGUGCUCCCUCUUCCUCAUAUCCUGCAAAGCAUAGCAGUUGUGGGUCUUUAAGUGACAGGAUGUCCUUUUUCUCACACCUGUCUCUCCUCUAUCCUAGAGAGGUCUGGUUCCAAUUGCUAGUUUUUAGGAAUUUUCUCUUAAGCUUUGGAUCACAUAAAGAAAUACCAAGAAACUAUACCCAAUUCAAAACUUUCUAGGAGAAUCAUAAACUUCGUACAUUCAGAGGGUAGACUUGGGUCCAUUAAGUUAUUAUUGCAGGAGGUAGUGUAUCAGAUGAUUUAGUUUUAUAAAAUAAUGGUUUCAUUGUAAAUAUACUUUUCAUAAUCUAUUUUAUCAUACAUAUGACAUUCAAACUGACCAAUUUUAUACUGAUUUGUGAAUAAAGAUAUUUAAAAAC